This is a messenger RNA of Scaptodrosophila lebanonensis, 1308 nucleotides long. RefSeq lists its product as uncharacterized. The record is from RefSeq and is a predicted model, not a curated record. Gene Ontology annotation, cellular component: extracellular matrix. Lineage: Eukaryota; Metazoa; Arthropoda; Insecta; Diptera; Drosophilidae. The transcript is spliced from 3 exons. The coding region runs from base 1 to 1308 and encodes 435 amino acids.
AUGAGAUUUUAUGUUAGGCGCAGUAUCAGCCCGUUGGCGACAUCGCCGUCCUGGGCGCGCCUUCUUGCGAGCACGUUCCUGGCCAUUAGCCUGUGCUCACAUCAGGCUGCUGCCGGCGCCUCGCCCGUUGUGGUGGAGGAUGACGGGAUGAUGGAAUACGCACCGGAAUUCGAGCAUCCCGAGUACGCAUUUAGCUACGGCGUUAAGGAUCUGCACACCGGCGAUGUGAAAUCGCAAUGGGAAUCGCGCGAGGGUGACACCAUCAAGGGCCAUUAUAGCAUUCUGGAACCGGAUGGCUCCAUCCGCACCGUUCAUUACACGGCUGAUGGCAAGAAAGGCUUCAAUGCUAUUGUUAAGACAGUUGGUGCCAACUCGCAUCCCAUAACCGAAACGCCUGAUGGCGCCAAUGUCGUUAACGAUGAUACAUCGCAGUCCAAGAUCAAUCACUAUAGCAAAGAUCAGGAGCACAUUGUGCUAAGCUCUGAUAUAAAGCCACUGAAGCGACCCAUCGAAGAUCUCACACACUCGCAUCCGAAGAUACCGAGUCUGAUUGAGUUCAAGCCGCACGCGCGCAUCAAGCAGGUGCCCAUGGACCUGGAGCCGAGCAUUAGGGAGCGCCUACAGCACGCUCGCGACAACUACUACAAGCAGGUGGCCGCUGCCCACAAGCUGGAGGACUACUCCUUAAAGCUGCAGCCCAACUAUGCUGUGCAGGAGGGUGAGUGGAAGGCGCUGAUUGUAAGCGAUCCGAAAGAGUAUCGCCCGCACUACACAACAAGCGCGCCGGCGCACCACGCCUACUACGACUACUACAAGCCUAAAGAGAUCCCCCACAACUAUCUACAUAAGCCCUCCGCGCCGCAGCAGUCGCUACACACCAGCUUCACAAGCUCCAAGACCCGUCCCGUCUCGAGUGGCGAACCCAUUUCAAAUCACAUACAUCAGAAAAAGGUGGUGCACACCACGCCCGGCCUGAAGCACUACAAGUACAAAGGAGUGGCCAAGAGCUAUGCGCGUCCGGACUAUGCCAGCUACUUUCAGCGCAAGCCCAAGAAGCUGCCACCUCCACCGCACGCACUUGCUCCCAAACAAAGGCCACACAAUCCCCAGGGCAACGGACCCGUCCUAUUCCCCGGUGUAGACGAAGACGACUAUGAGGACAUAGACGAGGAGCAGCACGAGGCUUCGGCCAGUCUAGUGCAAUCAAUGGUGAGGCGGGACAAAAAGCACAUGGUACCUAUGUAUGCAGGCGGGCAUCAUUUCAGCAGCGGCAACUACAGACGACUGCGACUCCAGAACGGGUUGUAG